Euleptes europaea (tarantolino) is the source of this 945-nucleotide messenger RNA. Its product is annotated as olfactory receptor 10R2-like. NCBI's taxonomy places the organism in Eukaryota, Metazoa, Chordata, Lepidosauria, Squamata, Sphaerodactylidae. Gene Ontology annotation, cellular component: membrane. Gene Ontology annotation, molecular function: G protein-coupled receptor activity; olfactory receptor activity. Gene Ontology annotation, biological process: G protein-coupled receptor signaling pathway. The record is from RefSeq and is a predicted model, not a curated record. Bases 1 to 945 code for a protein of 314 amino acids. The transcript has a single exon.
AUGGACCAAGGAAAUCAAAGUAUGGUGACAGAAUUCAUCUUUGUUGGGUUUUCCACUUUCCCAGACCUGCAGAUCCCGCUGUUUGUGGUGUUCUCCCUCAUGUACUUGGCCAUUUUGGCAGGAAAUGUCAUCAUUGUCACGACGAUAUGGCACGACGCCAGCCUCCACAUCCCCAUGUAUUUCUUCCUCUCCAUUCUCUCCAGUUCAGAAAUCUUUUACACUUUCACCAUUAUCCCCAAUAUGCUUGCGAAUCUUCUGAGACAAAAGGCAACUAUUUCAUUCGUCGGCUGCGCUACCCAGAUGUGCAUUUUCUUGGGCUUUGCUUGCACGAACUGCAUACUUCUCGCAGUGAUGGGGUAUGACCGAUACGUGUCCAUAUGUAAACCUUUACAUUAUCAGGUGUUGAUGAAUCAGAGACUCUGUACUAAACUGGUGGUCUUUUCAGCAUCGACGGGUUUUCUUUUUUCCACAGUGGAGACAUAUUUCAUAUUUACCUUGCCAUACUGUGGGCCAAAUAACAUUAGCCACUUCUUUUGUGAUUUAGCACCUUUGCUUAAACUGGCCUGUGCCCGAAAUUAUCUAGGGGAAAUUGUCAUUUUUGUCAUUUGCUUCUUGGUGGUAGUUUUCCCGUUCCUUCUGAUCACCCUCUCGUAUAUUUUGAUUUUAAACACAAUACUGAAAAUCCCCACAGCUGAGGGGAAGCACAAGGCUUUUUCAACGUGCGCCUCCCACCUUAUUGUGGUUGUUGUGCACUUUGGAUGCGCUUCCAUUAUUUACCUGAGGCCCCAGUCCAGGUUCACUUUGAACGAGGACACAUUUAUCUCCGUCACGUACACACUGGUGACACCAUUACUGAAUCCUGUCGUUUACAGCCUGAGGAAUAAGGAUGUCCAAAUAGCUCUCAAGAAAUCCCUGGGCAGAAACACAUGCAGCCGGAAGAUCUGA